Molecule: messenger RNA, 957 nt
Organism: Lentinula edodes (shiitake mushroom)
Lineage: Eukaryota; Fungi; Basidiomycota; Agaricomycetes; Agaricales; Omphalotaceae
Exons: 8
Coding region: 1-957 (318 amino acids)
Source: RefSeq, a predicted model, not a curated record
AUGUCCUGCGGCAAUGUCUCUCCAUCUCUCACUCUGCCUGAAGCUGCUAUCUGGUCUGGUACUGAACCUGGUCAUCAUCAGGGAGCUAACAAGCCCGACCAUUCGUUAUCCCUCGCUGUCAACACCUGGGAGAAAGAUCCAAAUCUCAAAAUAUGGACUAAAUCACUCACAGAAUCGCUUUUCAAUCCGGUCGAAUUAGCUACCUCAAACGAGAAACAUAGGGAGGCGAUCUACGCUACGUCCCUUGAAGCCCAUGUGGAAAAAUUACAUGCUCAGUGCCUCAGACUUAACAAUUGGCCCGUAUCCCCCGAGGCCUUAGCUCUAUUAAAGGGACAACAUCGAACAAUAACCAUGGAGAAAAUUGUGAAGUUGCAGUUCGAGAUUUCACAUGCAAAAGCCAGACUUGCGGAAUUACAAUCAGCUGGUUCAGGAAAUAGACUAGCAUUUUCUUCAACUAGGAGUGCACCCCUUCCUCGAGUGAUUCUUCUCUAUACCACCUCUGUCCCGUACAAUGAACUCCGUCAGAAACUUUCUAUACACGAAAAUCUCCCUUCCAAAGUUCGACAUAACCCUUACAAUCAUGCCAAACAGGCUCGCGGGAAGGAUAAUUCUCCUCGACUGAUUCUUCGAAGCAGAAUUUCAUCUACACCUCCUGAUCCUGUGUCAAUCACUCCCAUCAUUAUUCCUCCUCCUCACAGCAGCAUGACGGUAGGAAAUGCUGGAUGGGAUGUCUCAACAAUGAAAGCUUACAGGAAAAUCGCAAGAGAGGCGGUCAAAUUGCAUCUUGACAUCCAAAAACCACUUGGUGAUCAGAGUCCCGAAGCUCACGAGAAAGCUCGAUUUAUGAUUGAGGAAAUCUUUACCGAGCUUAAGGUUCAUGAGGCCCAUUGGGGGACCGAUACACUGCUUCGGGACCAACUCAAAAGUGUAAAGGACACGGAAAAGAAGAAGAAGUGA